AUGAGCAAAUGUGAAGCAGAUCAGCGUAUGGACGUUGGUUCUAUCAGGCUUAGUUGCAUGUACCCAAACCAACAAUGGGAAAGUCACCCUCACUGGGGGCAACAUAUACAAAUCAACCAACCCAAUGUAAAUUAUAAUCAAUUAAAUCAAAUCCUACCUCCAUAUAAUCAAAUCCAACCUCCAUAUAAUCAAAACAACAAUUUAACUUAUGAUCAAUUCACUCCAAUUUAUCAAAUCAACCAACACAACAAUGUAAAUUAUAAUCAAUUAAAUCAAAUCCAACCUCUAUAUAAUCCUCCAUAUCCUAAUCUACACCAACCAGUCAAUUUUGGACAACAAUCACAACAAACACAACAAACACAACAAACACAACAAUCACAACAACAACAAACAAAAAGAAGAAAGACAUCUUCACAACCAACAUCAACAACCUCAACAACUACAACAUCAACAACCUCUACAACAUCUACAACCAAGAAUCCUAGGAAGUGUAAAAAGGGUUGUGGAGGUCUUAUUAUCCACCACCCAUAUAAUUCUAUCUUAAAAGCGAAACACUGCCCAUCAGUGCCGCUGCCCGAACCAAUAACCACGGUGAAUCUUUUAUCUACUGGAGAUACAACGAUACCAUCAACCUCUACCACAACAACAAAAACAACAACAUCUACAACCACAACACCACCACCACCAACAACAUCUACAACAUCUACAACCACAACACCAACACCACCAACAUCAUACUUGGACAAACUUGAAGAAAUCAAAAGAGAUCCAUACAUUUCCAAAACUAUAUCAAUUCGGCGAUGCAACUACAAAAAUGGAUCUCCAAGUCAAAAGGUCAAGGACAUGAAUAAUCCAACUCCACAAGACAUAUGA
Messenger RNA from Cavenderia fasciculata, 873 nucleotides. RefSeq lists its product as uncharacterized. Lineage: Eukaryota; Evosea; Eumycetozoa; Acytosteliales; Cavenderiaceae. The record is from RefSeq and is a predicted model, not a curated record. The coding region runs from base 1 to 873 and encodes 290 amino acids. The transcript is spliced from 3 exons.